AUGGUGGGUAGAAUUCCCAACAACAAAGUUUCAUUGGAAGUACGUGAUAACAUUUUGAAUAAAUCGAUUUAUCGAGAAUAUUAUGAGGAAACCGUAGAACGAAAGCAAAUGGCACAACACGCGAUCGUGACUAAAAAUUAUUGUUUGGCCAAGAAGAAUUACCAAGAGUUUAAGAGACAAACGAAACAAAUAACAAAAAUCAAUAGAAAACAAGUCACUGGACCCCAAUGGUUCCAGGAAUUGUCUGAGCAACAGAUUUCUAUAUUGGACAACCUUUUUAAUCUUAUGAAAGAAGACUUCGAUUUGGCUACAGCAAAGAGUACAAGGCGAGCACUCAAGGCUCUAGGCGUGUGUACGUUCAUCCCACACACUGUGGCAAUGGAUGCUCUGCUCAAAACUGAACUUUAUUUAGUAGAUUUUCUGCAGAUAAUUAAAGAUUACGUGAUACAAAAGAACAAUGAAAAGUUCUGCAAUCGAACCAUUUCAGCCGAAAAAAAAAAAGAUUAUUUGCUAGAAGAACGGAUCUUAAUGUCUAGUAUCCUUCAUAUAGCAUAUCCGUGUUUUAUCAAAAGACUAGAAUACUUUCUCAAGAAUGCUAUGCCUGAAAAAAAUCUUAAAUACAUGAAACUUCCAAAAUCAACGAAAUUGACGAAAAAAUAUGCAUCUCCUUAUUUAGAACCAUUACCUGAACCUAAUCACACAUGGGCUAAAGUGAAAAAGGUUAAGUUUCACAAUAAGAAUGUAAGAAAACAAAAAAUGUUUAACAAAAUGAAAACUAUACAACUACAACAAAAACUUGAAACGGAGAUGCACGAUGAAAAAAAUAUAACAAUGAGAAUGAAAAUUACUUAUCCCAAAAAUUCAGUGAACAAAAUGUUUUGCAAACCGCCGUUGUUGAAACAGUUCAAUAGAGAAAAUGAAAAUAUACUGACACCGGAAAUAAUGAGCCCUAUAGUCAAAUCCUAUGUUUAUGAAGAUGACACGAUGCAAAGAAGUGGUGACAUGCAGACCACGAUUGGUGAGGAGGAGGAGGAUGUAUGGUCAACGAUUAGUCGUGAGUUCGUAGAGAACGUGACUUGGCGAUCUAGAGGAUGGUCGACAGCGUCUAACUCAAGCACGGUGACCGAAAAUACUACCUUAUACCACAGUACCAAACUCAUCGACACGCAGCAGCCACCCACGCAUGGUAACUUCCUAGAAAAACCAUUUGACUGUCUCCACACUGAUUACGAGGAGUCAAAUGUUUCGAUAGAUUCAAUCAGCGAGUCGUCUGAAAGCACUGUGAUGAAAACGAACCCGCACAAAACAGUUGUAGUGAUCGAUUUUGAUAGUUCAGUAGACCAGUUUGAUUGCAACAUGGCCAUCAGAGACGAUGGAAAAAAUGCGAGCGGCGAACAGGAAGACGCCGAUGAGAGCGACGAUGACGCGGUGUUAUCGGAGAUGUUGCGUGAUCUUAAUGUGAUGAAUAUGAACGCGGACGAAGAUAAUAUAUGUCAAGUGUUUCGAAAAUACGGUGCCAGCAUGGUGGCUCAGUAUGGCAACAGUCACCAGCAACAGCAGCAGCAUCCGUCGGUUUUUUCGUCAGGCACUGGUAUCACUGUGGCCAAAAUCAAUAGGACUAAACAUGUCGACACGCCGUCGAUGAAAGGCAUGCAGGGCACUCCGUUGCGGUCCGUUGUCGGAGUCGCCGUCAAAGGACAAUCAUCGGUAAUAACUCUUGGCAAGAAAAUGUCCGUGCUGCAAUUGCCACCUACUGAUCGUGACAGUAAUGGAGUUACCGUGCACAUCGAUGACAGCAAAGUCGUCAAUGAGUCUAUGAUAGAUGGAGACUGUGAUCAUAACGUAUGCACAAGGGAACUUCAGCCACUCAUAAAUAAGGAUGGUUCAGUAAACAUGACACGAUUACAUGCUGUAAUUCACAAACUACCUAACUGGAAACAACUAAGAGUGGUAUUGAAAUUAAUGUCAAUUAUGGGUGAUCCUAUAGCAAAUUUUCCGGACAUAAUCGAACUAAACAAAUUGCGUAGAUGGUACGAAAUACGGAUAAAUGUAAACAGACACAUGACGUCGAAAAUUAAACAAAAACUAAUAAUUCAGUCGAUAAAGUCAUGGAGUACACCGCGACCUAAACUAACGUCUGUUGGUGUACCGAAUAACCCAAUGCAUGGAGAAAACAAUAUCGGUGUGAUGAAAAUCACUUGGGAUCAAGUGAAUGAAAUUAAACGCAAGAUCAACAGAACGAAAGAUGAGUACACCUUUAAACUUAAAAGAAUAGCGAUUAACAACGCAAGGACAAUGUACCAGACCAUGCAUAAUGACUAUUAUAAUAAUCGUUUAAGCAGGAAUUUUAAACAAUCAUACUACGAUUAUUUCCCUGCUAAAGAGAACGAUUGCUUGUUUAAGUAUGUCGCUGAUAUAAAGAAGACAUAA
This is a messenger RNA of Rhopalosiphum padi (bird cherry-oat aphid), 2430 nucleotides long. RefSeq lists its product as uncharacterized. The record is from RefSeq and is a predicted model, not a curated record. The transcript is spliced from 13 exons. The coding region runs from base 1 to 2430 and encodes 809 amino acids. Lineage: Eukaryota; Metazoa; Arthropoda; Insecta; Hemiptera; Aphididae.